Messenger RNA from Camellia sinensis, 1383 nucleotides. The record is from RefSeq and is a predicted model, not a curated record. NCBI's taxonomy places the organism in Eukaryota, Viridiplantae, Streptophyta, Magnoliopsida, Ericales, Theaceae.
AUGUCAUCUAUACUGGUUGUCCUUGGUUUGGCCGCAAGCUUGAACUUAGAGGUUGAACAACUUGAAGUCAAGACAACUUUCCUUCAUGGUGACUUGGAGGAAGAGAUCUACAUGGAGCAACCUGAAGGGUUCAAAGUGAAAGGCAAGGAGAACUUAGUUUGCAAACUAAAGAAGAGCUUAUAUGGGUUGAAGCUAGCAGCACGACAAUGGUAUAAGAAGUUUGAUUCCUUUAUGGUUAAUCAUGAUUACAAGAGGACUACUUCAGAUCAUUGUGUGUUUGUGAAGAGAUUCUUAGAUAGCGACUUCAUCAUUUUGCUGCUUUAUGUGGAUGCCAUGUUGAUGUCCUUUGCUAUGAAGGAUUUGGGUCUGCAAAGCAAAUACUUGCAUGAAGAUUACUCGGUGAACGAAGAAUUGCAAGAUUUGGACUUCACAGAAGAGGUAAUACUAGCAACUAAUAUUGUUGAAACAUCCGUAACAAUACCUGGAAUCAAGUAUGUGAUAGAUCCUGGAUUGCUGAAAGCACCCACCUACUGUGCUCGUACAGGGAUGGAAUCAUUGAUUUUUGUUCCAACCUCAAAAUUUGCAAAGGAGGUAGGCAUACUUGGACGUGCAGGCCGUGAAGGACCAGGCAAGUGCUUCCGCCUCUACCCUGAGAUUGAAUUUGAGAAACUCAGGGAUUCUACAAUUCCAGAGAUUACACGGUGCAACCUUUCAAAUGUCAUUUUGCAACUAAAGGCUCUUGGUGUUGAUGAUAUUUUUGGGUUUGAUUUCAUGGAAAAACCAUCAAGGGAUGCUGUCAUCAAAUCAUUGGAGAUACUGGUCUUGUUAGAUGCUAUAACAGAAGAAUAUAAAUUGUCGGACCCAGUUGGGCAUCAAAUGGCCUGGCUUCCCUUAAAGCCUAUUCAUUCUAAAGCACUUAUCCUGGCUAGUCAGUUCAAUUGCCUGGAAGAAAUGUUAAUAACUGUUGCAAUGCUCUCAGUGGAAUCUAUCUUUUAUGCUCCUCGUGAGAAGUUAGAGGAGGCACAAACUGCAACAAAGUGCUUCUCAAGUCUAGAGGGAGACCAUCUAAUUUUGAUUAACAUAUAUCGGGCUUUUGAUGAGUUCUUGGAGAAGAGCAAGAUAGGGAUCAAUAAAGAAAAAGCUGAAAAAAGUCUCAGAAAAUGGUGCAAGGAAAAUUUCAUCAAUAACCGCUUCCUAAGACAUGCUCGUGAAAUUCACAGGCAAAUUCAGAGAAAUGUUGAACAAAUGGGUCUGCACAUAACUUCUUGUGAAGAAGAGAUGCUUCAAUAUCGUCGUUGCCUUGCUGCUGCUUGUUUCAUCAAUGCAGCUUUAAAGCAGCCUGAUGGUACAUACAGGUAUCAAGUACACUAUUAUGAGUUUUAA